AUGUGGGGCUACCAUGUGGCCCAGAGUUUUGUAUUUGCCAUUGAGGAGAUCAACAGGGACACCCAACUGCUGCCCAACCUCACGCUGGGCUUCUCCAUCUGGAACUCAGGGGACUCAGUGCACGGAGCGCUCCAUGAGACAAUGGACUUUCUUACAGGUCAGGAGGAGCCGGUCCCCAACUACAUGUGUCAGCCCAGGUCUCCCAGGGCUGCCCUGGUCGGAGAUACACGCUCAGCCGUGUCUGUCCCCAUCGCCAGGCUUCUGGGGCUCUAUAAGUUUCCACAGGUCAGUCACUCAUCCUCACUGGCCAGCCUCAGUGACAAGACCCAGUUCCCAUCCUUCCUUCGGACCCUUGCCAGUGACUUCACAUCCUCCCACAUGGUGGCCCAGCUGGUGCUCCACUUCCGCUGGUCCUGGGUGGGCGUUCUGGCACAGGAUGAUGACUUUGGGCAGCAGGGGAGCUCUCUGGUAACCCAGGAGCUGGGCCAGGCUGGGGUCUGCAUUGAGUUCCACCUGCACAUCCCCUCUCAGCAGUCCCUGGGGAAGACUGAUACCAUCAUCUACACCAUGGAGAGCUGCACUGCCACCGUCAUUCUGGUUUUUCUGAGCAACUCAAAUUUCCAGCUCAUCCUGCAGGGUUUGCUGGUUCACCAUCAUAUCUUGGGAAAAGUCUGGGUCAGCCAGGACACACUGCACAUAGCAAUUGCCCUGAGCAUGCCGGGCGUUUCCCAGGUUCUACGUGGUUCAUUCAGCCUUCUGCAGCACAGCACCCAGGUCCCCGGGUUCCCUGAGUUCCUUGCUCAACUGCAUCCCACCCACACCCCAGAAGACAUGUUCAUAGAGAGGUUCUGGGAGGAGACCUUCAGAUGCAUGUGGCCCCAUAAGAUUCAAGGACUUGAGAAGAACAGCAAAGCAGCAGAGACAGUCCAGUUUUGUUCAGGGAAUGAGAGUCUAAGAGACCAGAAUUAUCCUUUCCAGGAACUGAGUAAAGUGGACAUUGGAUAUAUGGCAGUCUACAGCAUUGCCCAUGCCCUGAAGGAGCUGCUAGCCUGUGAGAAUGAGGAUGGGGUAUGUACAGACCCUCAGCACUUCCUUCCCUGGCAGCUUCUUCAUUCUCUCAGGGAGGUGCAUUUUAAGACCCCAGAUGGAAAAGAGACCAUGUUUGAUGCCAAUGGAGACAUAGUUACAGAGUUUGACAUUCUUUGUGGGCAGAAGACUGAAGACGACCUGUUCCACUUUGUUCGCAUAGGCACAAUUGACCCACAAAGUUCUUUGGAGAACAGAAUGAUAGUCCGCUUAAGGAAAGAGAAUCUCCAGGUUCCCAGGUCUGUCUGCAGCAGGAGCUGUGCUCCAGGAUCCAGCCAGAUCCCCCGACAGGGAUUUCCCCACUGCUGUUUCAAGUGCAGCCCCUGCCCUGAUGGAGAGUUCGCAGACCAAGGAGACAUGAGGAGAUGUCUCCUGUGCCCCAAGGAGCAGUAUUCAAACCCUGCCAGAGACCGCUGCCUACCCAGGAUCGAGACCUUCCUGGCCUUUGAUGAGCCCCUGGGUCUCACACUGGCCUUGGUAGCACUCAUGUUGGCCGCCCUGGCAGUGCUGGUCCUUGGGGUGUUCCUGAAGCACUGGGACACACCCGUGGUCAGGGCUAACAACAGAGCUCUCAGCUACACGCUCCUCAUCUCCCUGACCCUCUGUGCCCUCUGUCCCUUGCUCUUCCUCGGCCGACCCACUACUGCUACCUGCUUUCUACGCCAAACCACCUUUGCCAUCGUGUUCACCGUGGCUGUCUCCUCUGUCCUGGCCAAGACGCUCACUGUGGUCUUGGCCUUCAGGGUCAUCAGGCCAGGAGACAGGGUCCGGGUGUGCCUGAGACCUGGCACCUCCACUUCAGUAGUCCUCGUCGCCUCCUUAAUGCAGGUCAUGGUCUGUGGGGUAUGGCUGGGCACCCCCCCGCCAUUCCCAGACAGGGAUACAGCUUCUGAGCCACACCACAUCAUUCUUCAGUGCCAGGAAGGUUCUGAGACUGCUUUCUUUUGUAUGCUGGGCUACCUGGGCCUGCUGGCUGGGGGCACCUUCUCUGUGUCCUUCUUGGCCAGGGAUCUGCCUGAUGCCUUCAACGAGACCAAGUUCCUCACCUUCAGCAUGCUGCUCUUCUGCAGUGUCUGGGUGGCCUUCCUGCCCCUGUACCACAGUGCUCGGGGCAAGUUCACUGUGGCCGUGGAGAUCUUCUCCAUCCUGGCCUCCACUGCAGGGCUGCUGGGCAGCAUCUUCAUCCCCAAGUGCUACAUAACCCUGCUGAAGCCCCAGCAGAAUGUCCCAGCCUGGCUAAGGCGAGGAGGCCAAGCUCAUCAGGAAAGGCAGAGCAAUGAACUCUCAAAGAGACCUCUUCACACCACAAAGGCUCAUAAGCCAACCCACACUGAAGACAUCAGGGCCCCAUGA
Molecule: messenger RNA, 2439 nt
Organism: Tupaia belangeri chinensis (Chinese tree shrew)
Lineage: Eukaryota; Metazoa; Chordata; Mammalia; Scandentia; Tupaiidae
Product: vomeronasal type-2 receptor 26
Exons: 5
Coding region: 1-2439 (812 amino acids)
Biological process (GO): G protein-coupled receptor signaling pathway
Cellular component (GO): plasma membrane
Molecular function (GO): G protein-coupled receptor activity
Source: RefSeq, a predicted model, not a curated record